UCCUGGUGCUGCAUCAGAGAGAAGGCUGAGAGCUUGUCAAACUCUGAGCAGCCAGUGGCACAUUUCCUGUUGUUGACAGGCGAGGAGAACAGCAGAGGCUGCGCUGAGCUGCGUGCAGGGACUCGCAUUUUAUCAGCUGGAGUGCACACAGACACUCUUUCACAGGAAGAGCUGCUAUCACUUCUCAGAUACACAGACGCAGAGGAAACACUGACACUGAACCUCUUACCAACGGCCCAGAAAAAGGAGCUGCUCCACAGGUGGACUGACUCCCUCCAUCAAGAGUCUGACUGAAGAAAACAAGUGGGAACUGCUUUGUUAUUUGUUGUGUUUUCACCUGAUCUGAGUGUAUCCAGGAGGUGUUAUGGUUUUGUUCUACAUGGGAUCGGAUAAAACCUCAUCUAUAGUCAUGCAGGCUGAGGACCCUGUUCGCCAGGACAUGCAGUUCUACUAUGUGGGUGACCAUACGUGGGCCACCAUGCUGGGGCAGAGCGUGAGGCUGCAGCCGGUUGCCAUCCAAAGCCUCUCAGAGCUCGAAAGAGCACGUCUGCAGGAGGUGGCCCUUUACCACUUGGAAAGAAGAGACUUGGACUUUAAGAUCAGCAUUCCUAGAGAGAUUCGUAAGAGAAGGAAAUCACUACGGAGAAAGUUUGACUCCUUCUCAAAAGAAAAGAAAGAGCGAGAGUCUGCGGCCAAAGCAUUCGGUAUCCCUCUCGCCCAGGUAAUCGCAAACGAUCGGGCACACAAGCAGCGGCAGGAUGCUCUGAAAGAGAGCCGACGGGACUGUCUGGACCUGGAGGCCAGUGUUCUUCACUUCCGGGCCGAGAAAUCGCAGCAAAAUGGAAACCGGCCACUGGGCAAUACAGCCUUUUCACCUGGUGCUGCCUCAACACCAGCAUUGGAGGUCCACAGCAAACCUCCCACAUCAGCAUUCAUGGACAACACCUCACGCUCACACAGACGGGGAGGGAUGUCUGUAGACUGCAUCUCUGAUCUGGUUGAGAGUCAGUCCAGACUACUGGAAGCUCUGCAGCUUUCUCACCCUAAUGAGCUGGAGAUGAAAAAGGCUGCUGGUCGAACACAGGCCAAACUCAGUCUCAACCCCAUCUACAGACAAGUUCCCCGAGUGGUAGAGCGCUGCUGUAACCACAUCCAGAACUACGGAUUACAAACUUUAGGGAUUUUCCGUGUAGGCAGCUCCAAAAAAAGAGUCCGUCAGCUGCGCGAGGACUUUGACAUUGGGAUAGAUGUCGUGUUAGACGAGGAACACAGCGUUCAUGACGUGGCUGCGUUACUGAAGGAGUUUCUGAGGGACAUGCCUGACCCCCUGUUACCACGAGAACUCUACCAGGCCUUUCUGCACGCUAACCAGUUGAGAGGGGCAGAUCAGUUGACAUACCUGCAGCAGUUGUUGUACUUGUUGCCAGCCUGUAAUUGUGACACUCUGCUGAGGCUCCUGACACUCCUUCAUAUAGUACAGGAGAACGCGAAAAGCUCCACUGGACCCAACCAGCAGGAGAUCUCAGGUAACAAGAUGACAGCAGCAAACCUGGCGGUGAUCUUUGGGCCCAAUCUCCUGCAGAAAGAGAGAGGAUCAGAGAGAGAGCUCAGCCCUCAAGCUCUGGGCAUAGAGGACAGCACUGCCAUCAUCUCCGUCACCCUAAUGCUCCUCCAGAACCACCAACACCUCUUCAUGGUGUCUGCUGAGCUGCAGCAGGAGGUGCUCAUGAGCCUCAUUCAGACGGACCCUGACGUCAUUGACUAUCUGCUGCGCAGGAAACUCAGUAGUAGCAGCCUUACAAUACAGACGGACUCUGGUGGACGGAGGGACACACAGGCAUCUCUGGACUCUGUGGGUCAGUCCAGUGAUGACCUGUCAUCCCUGGAGCCACUGUGUCCUCUUUAUCCAGAGACAUCUGCGAUAGGAAGUCUGAGCAGUGAGGUCUUCCUCAAUGUUCUUCAUCUUAACACUAACAGGAAACGCUCCUCUGAGGUUCCACCCAAGUCCAUCGUUAAAAUGAGGCAGUUUCAUUCCCACCACAACCUGCUGAGUCUGACCCAGUCUUCCGCUAAUGCCCAGAGUGAUGAGCUCCAGGAGCAGAGGCAAGGUGUUUCAAGACAGACCUGCUCAGAGGAGCGCCUUCAUUUCAGUCUGGGGCGGCAGGACAGUGGCUCGCAACCACAGAGUCCUAGAGAGAGGGGCAUCUGGGUUCGACAGAGCUCCAACACCUCAUCCACGACGUCAGACGACAGCAAGCCGCCAAGCAACUUCUGGGACUUUUUCACUGGCAAGGUGUCAGGCUCAGAGACUAUAAUACCUGUUGUCAGGAGAAGCCCUUCGCUGCAAAACUUCUUCAACGACCAUUCACAGUCUCAGAAAAAUUAGGUGGAGUGGAAGACUUUCUUUGAAGGAUGGGAUAUUUUUGAUAACUUUUUACCUUUUGGAGAACAUGCUCUGAACUCAUGGCAUCACUGAACCACAAGGGGGUGAUACUGGUGUCAACAUUACAUUGACAUUAAACUUGCAUUUGACUAGA
Rhinichthys klamathensis goyatoka is the source of this 2537-nucleotide messenger RNA. It is a transcript of the gene arhgap36, whose product is annotated as Rho GTPase activating protein 36. Gene Ontology annotation, biological process: signal transduction. The transcript has 13 exons. Bases 365 to 2386 code for a protein of 673 amino acids. The record is from RefSeq and is a predicted model, not a curated record. Lineage: Eukaryota; Metazoa; Chordata; Actinopteri; Cypriniformes; Leuciscidae.